AUGGUAAAAUCGACUAAAAAUCAAACAGCAAACACUAAACCACUCAAACCAAACAACAAUAAAAAGAAAGUUUUCAAGAAAAACAAAUCCGUAAACAAACAACCUAAAUUAGAAAAAGGCGUUAGUGGUGAGAUCGAAUACGAAGAAUUAGGUGACAUUGAUAGCUGGGAUUGGAACGAAUCUGUCAAUGAUACCUUUGUAUCUGAUGAAUUAGGUGGAUUCUUAUGUUUAGAAGAAAUUAGUGACGUAGAAAUAGAAUAUGAAGGUGAUGAUGCAACUGGUAAAGUUGCAAAAUUUAAGAGAAUCAAAAAAGAAGAUCGUAAAAAGGGGAAAAAAGCUGAACCUACAGCUCCUUUGAGCUUAGAAGAAACAAAAAAGUACUAUGAUUUGGAUACAUUUGACGAGGAAUUAGCCACUAAGGAAGAAGGAAUGACUGAGGAAAAUACAUCUGAGGAAAAGACAGAAGAAGGAGAAAAGAAUGAGUCUACAGAUAACGAAAUAAAAGAGAAUAGUAUUACAAAGGAACCUGCAAAAGACAAGCAAGAACAACAGCCUGUUGAAAAAAAGACAAAAGCUCAAAAAUUGUUAGAGAAAAAGAAGAAAGAAUUGGAAAGACUUCAAACUCAAGUGAAGCAACUCGAGGAACAAGCUAAAAAUGAAACUGAAGUGAAGCAACUUGAAGAACAAGCUAAAAAUGAAACUCAAGAAGGUGAAAAGAAGCCUAUGAAUAAAAGGGAGAGAUUAGCAGCUAAAAGAAAGGCUCAAGAAGAAGAGGAGAAAAAGAAAGAACAGGAAAAGAAACCCCGUCGUCCUACUUUAGAAGAUGUAGAUCAAACUGUCGAUAUUUCAGCUUGGGAUGAUUUAAGUUUAUCAGAGCCUAUUAAGAAUGCACUUAAAUAUAAUCAUUUUACAUCACCUACGCCAAUUCAGAAAAAUGCUUUGCCGUUAGCGUUAAAGGGCCGCGAUAUUAUUGGUUCCGCAGAAACAGGUUCAGGUAAAACUCUGGCAUUUGGUAUCCCCAUUAUCAACUACCUUGCAAACCAUCCAGUUCAUGAGGGCUUGACUGGUCUUAUUUUAACCCCUACAAGAGAAUUGGCGAUUCAGGUUCGCGACCAUAUCGAAAGUAUGGCUGUCUUUAGUAACACUCGUGUCAUUGCUAUCGUGGGUGGCAUGUCAGUUCAGAAGCAAGAACGUUUACUUAACCAAAAACCAGAUAUUAUUGUUGCAACACCAGGCCGUCUUUGGGAACUCCUUUCAGGCAACUCAAAUUAUAUGGAUAUGUUAAAACAUAUUAAAUUCCUUGUACUUGAUGAAGCAGAUCGUAUGUUAGAGAAGGGCCAUUUUGAUGAAUUAAAUAGCGUAUUGGAUGCACUUUCAUCAAAACGACAGAAUACAACUGAAUGGCCCGAGGAAGUUGAUGGAGAUGGUAUUAACAAGAAGAAACUACCUCGACAUGUAGGUGUGCAUCAAACCUUCAUCUAUACCGCUACUUUGUCCAAAGAUAUUCGUUUUAAUGUCAAGGCCAAAAAGAAGAAGUCAAGAGCAACAACAAACACGAUGGAGGACCUCCUUGAACGUAUUGAUUUUGCUGAUAAAGAACCAGCUUUAGUUGAUAUGACUUCAGAAAAUGUCGUUGCUUCUCGUCUUUUAGAAGCUAAAGUCGAUUGUGUUAACACAGAUAAAGACUUGUAUGUCUAUUAUUUUGUAACACGAUAUCCUGGACGUACUAUUAUCUUUGUUAACUCAAUUGAUGCUAUACGUCGUUUAGUUCCUGUAUUCAAGCUACUUCAUAUCGAAGUUCUUGGUUUACAUGCUCAGAUGCAACAAAAGCAGCGUCUUAAGAAUCUUGAUAGAUUUAAAGCAAACCCUAAAGCUGUUUUAGUAGCCUCUGAUGUGGCUGCUCGUGGUUUGGAUAUCCCUUUGGUUGACCAUGUCAUUCAUUAUCAAUUACCUCGUUCCGGUGAAAUUUAUGUACAUCGUUCUGGUCGUACAGCUCGUGCUAAUCAUGAUGGUAUCUCACUUUUGUUAUGUAGUCCUGAAGAAGUUAAGAUUUAUAACAAAUUAUGUCAAACACUGCGUAAGAAUAAGCAGUAUCCUGAGUUCCCUGUUGAUUUAAGUAUUUUAAGAGCGAUGCGUGAACGUGUCAAGUUAGCAUCUGAAAUUGAUUCGAUACAACAUCAAGAAUCGAAACAAUCACAUGAAGUAAAUUGGAUGCGAAAUAUGGCCAAGGAAAUGGAUGUCGAGUUUGAUGAAGAAACGAUGCAAGGUAAGGGACAUCAAAAGUCUGAAGAACAACUUCAAAAGGCCAAAAUGAGAGCAAAGGCUUUAAAACAUGAAUUGGAGGAGCAAUUAAAACAGCCUAUUUUACCUGCUGGUGUAUCUACCAAAUUUUUGACUGGUGGUGUUAUUAAUGACUUGGUCGAAAGACUUUUAAUGAAUGAUACACAAAAAGUUCUUCCUGGUUCUUCUAAUUCAAAAGCAGUCGAAGAUUUACAUUCAGCAAAGAAAAGAAAGACAAAGCAUUAA
Messenger RNA from Cokeromyces recurvatus, 2526 nucleotides. Its product is annotated as P-loop containing nucleoside triphosphate hydrolase protein. Gene Ontology annotation, molecular function: RNA helicase activity; nucleic acid binding; ATP binding. NCBI's taxonomy places the organism in Eukaryota, Fungi, Mucoromycota, Mucoromycetes, Mucorales, Mucoraceae. Bases 1 to 2526 code for a protein of 841 amino acids. The record is from RefSeq and is a predicted model, not a curated record. The transcript has 3 exons.